Molecule: messenger RNA, 5657 nt
Organism: Erinaceus europaeus (western European hedgehog)
Lineage: Eukaryota; Metazoa; Chordata; Mammalia; Eulipotyphla; Erinaceidae
Gene: BCL2L11
Product: BCL2 like 11
Exons: 6
Coding region: 669-1481 (270 amino acids)
Biological process (GO): meiosis I
Source: RefSeq, a predicted model, not a curated record
GUGUGGGGGUGUGGGGGUGUGGGUGUGUGUGUGUGUGUGUGUGUGUGUGUGUGUGUGUGUGUGUGUGUGUGUGUGUGUGUGUGUGUGUGUGUGUGUGUGUGUGUGUGUGUGUGUGUGUGUGUGUGUGUGUGUGUGUGUGUGUGUGUGUGUGGUGGCGCCCGGAGAGCCGCCGGCAGCCGAAGUCACUAGAGUAAACACGUCCGGCAGGGGCUGGGCCGGCCGCGCGCGCAGAGGGACCGCGGCGGAACCGCCCCCGCCUGUACCUGUUGGAGCCUGCACGCGCCGGCCAGGGCGCCGGGGGGCGGGGCCCAAGCGGGGGAUGGGCGGGCCCCAUAGGGGGCGGGGCGCGCGGCGAUUGGGUGCGCGCGGGGCCACCCGCCAGGGCUGGGCUGCAGGGCCGCGAGGUUUCACUUCGCUCCGCGUAGCCUCCAGGUAUUUGUGCUAGAUUUAGCGCUCCGUCCCGCGUCACCGCCGCCACCGCCACCGGAUCCUUUCAAGCGUCCUGUGCAUCUAGUCCCUCUGAGUCCAGCAUCGCCUCGGGCUGCUCGGCUCGAUUCAUCCCGCUCCCGCCGCCACCGCUUCGGCGCCCUUCCCCUGACCCUCAUCCCUCCACCCCCCAAUGUCUGACUCUGACUCUCGGACUGAGAAACGCAAGAAAAAAAGACCAAAUGGCAAAGCAACCUUCGGAUGUAAGUUCUGAGUGUGACCGAGAAGGCGGACAAUUGCAGCCUGCUGAGAGGCCACCUCAGCUCAGACCUGGGGCCCCUACCUCUCUCCAGACAGAGCAGCUAGGUAAUCACGAAGGCGAAGGGGACCGCUGCCCCCAAGGCAGCCCGCAGGGCCCGCUGGCCCCACCUUCCAGCCCUGGCCCUUUUGCUACCAGAUCCCCACUUUUCAUCUUUGUGAGAAGAUCCUCUCUACUGUCUCGAUCCUCCAGUGGGUAUUUCUCUUUUGACACAGACAGGAGCCCGGCACCCAUGAGUUGUGACAAAUCAACACAAACGCCAAGUCCUCCUUGCCAGGCCUUCAACCAUUAUCUCAGUGCAAUGGGACUGAAGGCAGAUGACUGUCAGGAAGAGAGCUGUGAGUCGUGGGAAGCGGGCUGCAUUCUGCAGCUCAGAAGAGUGUGCAGUGGAGGUCCUAAGUGCUACCUUCAUCUGGGGACUUGCUGGUCUCUUCCAGUAGACAGUGCCCUGACCUUUUCAGUCUCUCAUGGACUCUGUCAUUGUGGAAGCAUUGUUAAAUUCACUGGGGGACAAACAGAGAAGCUGGCUUCCAUGAGGCAGUCUCAGGCUGUACCUGCAGAUAUGCGCCCGGAGAUAUGGAUCGCACAAGAACUGCGACGUAUUGGAGACGAAUUUAAUGCAUAUUACCCAAGAAGGGUCUUUUUGAAUAAUUACCAAGCAGCAGAGGCUCACCCUCAGAUGAUUUUCUUACGACUAUUACGUUACAUCAUCCGUCUGAUAUGGAGACUGCAGUGACAACAGGUUUCUUGCAGAGCCAAGAUGUGUGCAGACAUUUGCUUGUUCAAACCGACGAGCCUAGCACCACAAGCUCUUGGUGCCAUUGCUGUGUAGCCUGUGGUUCCUUUCCAGAGAGGACGUGCAGAGCAGCUGGCCCACACAUGCCCCAAGACACCCAGCUACAUGUGGACUUGACCUUCCUGUUCAUCACCAUAUGGCAGAAUUUCUCAUUGGAAGUUUGUUGUGAAUGUAAACGAAGGAAGAUUUUUUUCUUAAUGUACAAAUCAUGGUUCUUUGGAGCAGGAUUUUAUUCAAGAAUGGUGUUUACAUGCAGUGUGUUUUUUUUUUUUCCACCUUCUUUAUAAGAACAGGCGUUUUCAAAAAGGAAAUGGAAACUUUUUAACCAACUUGUGAAUGAUUUUUAUACUAAAAGUUUUAAGAACAUAUUGCCUACUCUCAGAGGAUUAUGUAAACUCUACAAUGAAAACUGAGCCAGCUAAUUUAUAAAGCUGCCUUAGUUUAUUUUUAGGAGUUUCUGUACAGAAUUUUUAAACUAUAGAGGUAUGAUAAUGGGCCCUUCCUUUCCCUGCCAUUGCUUUUUGACUUUUAAAAAAAUCCUUAUUAAUACCAAAAAAAAGCUUUUAUGAAAUGGAACUGAUAAGAGGGGCAAAGGGUCUAUGUCAACCUGCCACACCCAUUUUGUAAAUAUUUAUUUACCUCCUCAAAUUCAGUAGCAUCUGUGGCAAAAUUUUAGACUCUUUGGUGUGUUAUUCUUAUCUUCUGUGAUACUCCUCUAGCCUACCUGGACACAGAUGCACAGAUUUGCAUUUUUAUGAUGCUUGGUAGUUGGGUCAGCAUGUGAGUCAGUACCUGCCGGUAUCAUACACAGCUCAGUCAUUCUGUCUCCAGGUAGCUUGAUGUGGUGUUGGUUUUCACUAGGUUUUGAUGGAUCUGUCAUGGAGAAGUGUUCUGAAUAGGUUCUGUGCUGAGUAGAAGUAACAGAGUGUCCUGCCCUUCUGCUCUGUUGGCAUUUCCAGUUGUGCAGGCUUUCCUGUUGUCACAGGACGCCCUCUCAGCAGUGAAACCUGUGCUUAGCUGUAGGCAGCCAAGCAAGCAUCUGUCCUCGUGGGGAUUGGUGCAGGCUGUAGGCGGGACUUUGGGUGACUUGUUUCCUGGGUAUCCUGGCUUUCCAGCCAGCUCACAGUUCAUCUGGUCUUUGAUGCCUAACACCUGGGCUUCCACUCCUCUGAAAUAUCCCCCUUGUUGUUCCUUUGAAAGACGUGCGUUGUAACUAGUCUGUUGCUCUCCGGACAGUUAGGUUGUGUCAGGUCACCCUUCAUGCAUCCAUCUGCUAUUGGGGGCCUGCCCCAGGGGUAUUGUAAUGGGUGUGAAUCCAAUAAGUUGGCCAGUCAUUUCAAAAGCAGGUUUCAGAAAGAGACAAAUGAGGGAGCAGUGGAAGAUGGGAGGCAGGAUUCAUUCUGUAAGCCUUGUAAUGUACAGUUCUUGAGACCUCAGGUCACUAAACAGCUUUUUAAAGAAAAUAAACUUUCAAGCAAUUCAGCAGUGCCAACAACUAUUGUAUUUGUUUUUGGCCUAUGAAGGAACAGUGUUUUCACAAUAUCAAAUUAAUGGGAUGAUCCAUUCAUUUGUGUCUUCAUAAUUUUAUAUCAAUAUAAAUAUAUAUAUAUUGCAUAUAUACUUUUUUCCUUUAGAUAGUUUUGAUUCCAGAUAAUAUUAUUUUCCAAAAACUUCCCCCCCCCCAAUAUCUCUGUGGGGAUUGUGAUUAUUUUUUAAUUUGUGUUGUCUCAGCUCAUGUUUUUUAUGUGUCUUGAGCCCCUCUGUGGGGUCAGAAAGUCCACAAGGUUGUGAAGUGGUGGCAGAACUGCAGCCGUGGACCUGUUGGACACACACACCAAAGAUGUAUUUGGUUCUGGGUACCCCUCCCUCCCAGGAUCUCCAUCCUCAUGUGCCAGUCUCUCUGACUGGAGCACUUUACUCUGUUUCUUCAAUACUGUGGCUCUCUGGAAGUGCCACGAUGCAGCCCCGGAGUGAAGGCUGUGUGCUUGUGUGCCCACCACAUCUGAAGUUUACCUCUGGCUUGGCAGCCCCUGGGCCUCCAGGCUGACCAUGGAAAGCAGCUCAUGAGGAAAUAAGAGAUUCUAUGAAUUAUAGAAGUAUUAAAGAACAGGAUGUUGCACCAGGACUUGAGAUUACUGGAUGUUUCUGUACUGUAUGGAUCUGUUUUUCAAGAUGCCUCCCUGUAGAAAGUAGACCUGAUUACAUUUGAUUUUUUUUGGGGGGGGUUACAAAAGACAUAACUAGAUCUCCUUUUGAAAAUUUAAUGCAGGUUUUGUGCCUUUACCACCUCUUCUCACAUGAGGUUUGUAGAAAGUAUAUCCUGUGACUUAUCACAGAAAUGCAAUAAACACACACAAAGUAACUUCAUGAGUGACUUUUUUUUUAAAUGACCUGUAUUUCUGCCUAGAAAUCAUUUUAGAGAGUUUUCUUUUUUGGGGGGAGGGGGCUUGUGGAGAAACCUAGUAAAAAAUUCCUUCUGAUUUAACAACAACAAAAAAAUGUACACAGUAGAAUACAGUUUUCUCUAGUUUUUCUUUCUUAAUAUUGUAUAUAGUUUACUAUUUAUUAGAUUAGGUCAUACUUUACUUAUCAACUGAGCCAAAUGUCUGUGUGCAAUUGUGUUUCCUUUACCUUUCUUGUAAAAUUUUGUACAGCAUUCAUAAGUAAACAAAUCACUGUUUUUCUAAGCUUUUUCAAAAUCAAAGAACUGUAAAUAUUGUAGAUUCUUUCAGUGUAAUGUGUCCUACUGUUUCAUAAUGCUGUAACUUGUAGAAAUGUAUAUUUAUUUCCAGCUUAUUUAAUGUCUUUUAAGUUCUGAAAAGUGUUGUCCUCCUUGCCCCACCACCCCAUUUACUGCUUUUAGUUUGAGGUGGUAACUGGUCAGUUCCCUGCAAGUCAUGUGGUCUUCCCUGGGUAGCCUUUCAGCUUUGGUUCCUUGUAGUUCUGUUCAAAUGGGUUUGGACUCUUGGACAUUGCUGUCCUUAAGACAUAUCUUAUUACCAUGUGGUUUAGACACCAUGAAAAACUCUGCAGACUACAGAAUCUACUCCAAGGAAUGAAUACCCAGUGUCUUUCUAUUGUUCCAAAGCAGCUAGCUUCACAUAGAAGCAAACUCUGUUCAGAUUUUCCAUUGAAAGUUAUCCCUGAAACCUCAGUGUUCAAGGAAAUAAAAAUGUGUCCAUUUCUGGUGGGGCCACCAUGAUAAUUGUUUGGGGGAAGGGUUGGACCAGGCAGUGUGAAGGGCAGGUGGGACUGGUUGCAUUUGCCUGGAGAGGGACUUCAGGGCCACCACCUGCCACUGCUCUUGUUGGCAAUUGGUGAGUAAAUUUUAUUUCUACCGCUUGUUGUGUGGCUUCCUGUGCAUUGAUCUAUGGACUGAAUUGUCUUAAGGAGUUGAUUGUAUAGACUCCUCCCCCUCCUAAACCCAGGACCAUUUGUUCCCUCAGUCAGGCAGCCUGCUACCAAAGGUUGAUGCCCUCUUUCUGUUUCUCUUAUCACCUUUGAGAGAGGUUGGCAUGCCCCACUGUACUGGGUGUUCAGUGUGAAAGCUUAAUGGAAGCGUUAGCAAGACUUCUCAUGGUUCUUUCUAGAUUUUUCAGUCACCCCUGCUGAUUUAGCCUGGUGCCUAAGUGUGUCUACGUAGCACAUGGAUGUGUGCAGGGAUGUGGCCACAUGUGACGCUAAACCAGCUGAGGUAAUUCCCACCCAACCCAACUGUUGUGUGCAAGGAGCCUUCUCAAAGCACCCAGCUAAUAAGUAACUUGACUACUUUUAUUUUGGAAUUUCAGACUUUAGAAUCAUUAAGUUUUAUGUGCAGAUUCUGUGACCACUAGUUACUGUGUUGACUCAUCAGGUACCCAUUUAUAAAUAGCACUGAGCUGUCUGUAUAUUAAUUCAUUGCUAUUGUGUUUUUUAGGACCCAGCGUAUGUAGCAUUUGUAUUGCAGUUUCCCUGGCUUACUUGUGUUUUGCACUGAUGAAAUUUGACAGGGUAAUUGCCACUUUUACUUGUGCAAUACUGCUGUAAAUAACUGCAGAUUUUUAAAAAACAAAAAACAAAAAAACUCAAUCUUUUAUGUUCUUGAUGAAUUUUAUAUAAAUAAAACUUUUAACUAGU